Aspergillus aculeatus ATCC 16872 is the source of this 2139-nucleotide messenger RNA. RefSeq names its product sensor histidine kinase/response regulator Fos-1/TcsA (gene fos-1). The transcript has a single exon. Gene Ontology annotation, molecular function: phosphorelay sensor kinase activity. The coding region runs from base 1 to 2139 and encodes 712 amino acids. Gene Ontology annotation, biological process: phosphorylation; phosphorelay signal transduction system. Lineage: Eukaryota; Fungi; Ascomycota; Eurotiomycetes; Eurotiales; Aspergillaceae. The record is from RefSeq and is a predicted model, not a curated record.
AUGGAUCUCAACAAGCGGCUCUUUCGCCUCGACAUCGAGAACAAGAACCAAGCACCACCACUCAAUUUCGCCAUGGUCACAACUCCCCCAGAUGAGGAUGAAGAUGACGAACUAAACCACAUGAAACUCCGCGAAGAAUCAUCGAAACCGUCGCAGAUUGAUGUCGCCCAGCGCGCGGACAGCGUCGUAAAUCAGCAGCCGCUCGACCAUGCUCUGAGUCGCAUCUAUCGACUCACGCCUACCCCGACCGUAGUGUUGGACGCUUCUUUGCAGGUCGUGGAGGUCUCGGAUUCACAUCUGUCUUUUGCAGGCUUGUCCAGGGAUGUGGUACUUGACAGCUUCAUCUGCGAUAUCUGUCCCCGUGUCAUUCCAGCCCUCGAUAUCGCCACAUUGUAUGGUGCGCUCCGAGCAGCAAUCACGUCGCGGGACAUACAACUGGUCGACAACAUCCACUUGGACGAACCGAACUCGUACUACUCACUUCGCAUAACACCGAUUUACGAGAAGAGCACUUUACUCUACAUGGUACUCGAAGCGCACUCCAUAGUCAAGAAAUUCUCCCACCCUACCAAUAAUCACCAUUCCUAUGUUAAUGAUACUUACAAGGUGCUGCUGGACACUGUCAAGGAUUACGCCAUCUUCAUGCUGGACACGCGGGGCAAUAUUGUGACGUGGAAUUCCGGUGCCGCCAUAUUAAAAGGAUACAGCGCCCGGGACAUUAUCGGAAAGCACUUUUCCACAUUUUACGGGAAGGAAGACCGACUUGCUGACAAGCCGGGAAAGGAACUGGUUGUCUGUCUCCGAGAGGGGAAGGUUGAAGACGAAGGUUGGCGGUACCGGAAAGAUGGAUCGCGAUUCUGGGCCAACGUUUUGAUCACUCCGAUGUAUGAGUUCGGCCGGCACAUUGGUUUCACCAAGGUCACGCGUGAUUUGACCGAGCGCAAUGCGGCGGAGGCACGCAUGAUCGCGGCUUUCGAGGAGUCAUCCAAGCUGAAGACCGACUUCUUGGCCAACAUGAGUCACGAAAUCCGUACACCCAUGAAUGGAAUGCUUCUCGCGCUCACAACACUCAUGGAAGCGGGCUUGACCGAGCGUCAGCGUGAGUACGCUGCUAUUAUCGAGGACUCGACUUCGCUUCUACUGCAGGUCAUCAAUGAUGUCCUGGAUUACUCGAAAUUGUCGUCUGGCUCUUUCUCAUUACAUCCUGAUGCGUUCAGUAUCGACAAUGUCACCGGGGCUGUUGUGCGCAAUUGCAAAAGCACUUUAAAGCCCGACGUGGAGCUGAGCAGUUACAUCACCCCGGGCUUUCCUUUGCAGGUUGAAGGUGACCCACUGCGAUAUCGUCAAGUACUCCAGAAUCUGGUGGGAAAUGCAGUCAAAUUUACCGAUAGCGGAUAUGUUAAGAUUUACACCUCUUUCGCUGAAGACCUGGCCGAUCCGACUGUAUUCAACGUCACCACGGAAGUCUUCGACACGGGAGUGGGAGUCCCAGAGGAUGCGCAUAGCUCUCUGUUCACGCCGUUCACUCGCUUUGCUGACUCGAACACGAGAAGAUAUCAGGGCACAGGUCUUGGUCUGUCAAUUUGCAAGAGCUUGGCAGAGCUUAUGGACGGUAGCGUGGGAUUCCGACCGAAUCCCGAAGGCCGUGGCAGUGUGUUCUGGAUGACGACGAAGAUGCGUCGGGUGGAUAUCAAGCUACCAUUGAGGACUUUCAGUCCUCUUGUGGAAAAUGUCGAGGAUGUCGAAGCCAAGAUUAAGGCUCUUGCACCCCAGAAGUACGUGCUGCUUGUUGAGGACAACCUGGUGAAUCAAAUGGUCAUGCUCAAGCUUCUCAAAAGCAUGGGCUUUGCGCGGGUUGAUGCUGCAUGGGAUGGAGCGGAAGCAGUACGACUGGUGAAGCAACAACCAUUUGCUUACAACCUAAUCCUCAUGGAUAUCAACAUGCCGAUCCUUGAUGGUGUCGAGGCCACUCAACAGAUCCGGCAAAUGGGCUUGGACGUCCCGAUCAUCGCGCUCACCGGAAACGCGCUCAAGGGUGACGCGGAGAUGUACAUGGCCAAGGGCAUGAGUGAUUACAUCGGCAAGCCGAUCCAUCGCAAACAGCUCACGCGGCUGCUCUGGAAAUGGAUGGGCACUUGA